Molecule: messenger RNA, 559 nt
Organism: Passer domesticus (house sparrow)
Lineage: Eukaryota; Metazoa; Chordata; Aves; Passeriformes; Passeridae
Product: probable inactive protein kinase DDB_G0270444
Exons: 3
Coding region: 13-354 (113 amino acids)
Source: RefSeq, a predicted model, not a curated record
CGUUGUGUUCGUAUGCUCUUCACCCUGCUCCUGCCCACUCUGCUUGUCACCUGCCCCCUGAUAACCCCAUCACUCCUGAAAGAUCCUGAGUGCCUGGAUUUUGUCAUCCAGCGCUGCAGGAUGCUCCCAUUUGUCCUGAGGAAAGCUGUCCCAGACGGAGAGGAGGAGAUGGAAGUAGAUGCAAAGAUUGAUAUGGAGGAGGAGAUGGAGGUGGAUAUUGAGAUUGAUGUGGAGGAUGAGAUGGAGACGGAGGGAGCAGACACUGGAGAGGAGGAAAUGGAGGUGGAUGUGGAGGUGGAAGAGGAGAUGGAAGUGGAUGUGGAAGAGUCCAUUGAGGACAUGGAUAUUGAUUAAAAAGGUGCGAUGGAUAUCAUGGACAGAGAUGCCACCCUUUUGUACAUACCUUUUACAUUUUGUUGUUGUCUUAUAGGUUUUAGGGCUUUUUGUCUUCUGUAAAUAUGUUUCAUCUAUUUUUGCUAGAUAUGUUCUUAUGUAUAUAUGUUCUAUCGAUUGUUGUUGUUACAAAUAUUCUUACAAUGUAAAUAUCUUCUGUAUUUUU